This is a messenger RNA of Phaedon cochleariae (mustard beetle), 771 nucleotides long. NCBI's taxonomy places the organism in Eukaryota, Metazoa, Arthropoda, Insecta, Coleoptera, Chrysomelidae. The record is from the annotation of a GenBank genome assembly.
AUAAUGACAGAAAUCGAGAAUUUGAAGACAUACAAAUACCUGAGUUCUGAUAAGAAGAACCAUUUAAAGUUAUUGAAUGAGAAAAAGAUUAUCUUAUAUGCAGCCAUGCUACUAGAAAGUGAAAAUAAUACAACAAUCAGCUUGUCUUUGGAUGUUCUAGACAAUUUCGUUUCCAAUGAAGAAACUCAUUAUAUUUUACUAUCUACAUUUGGGAUUUAUGAAGCUCUAGAAUCAUUAUCAAUUAGGAUGAGAAAUAAGAACUUUGAAAUUUACCACAGAAGUAUCGACAUCACUGAAAUUUUGAGGAAUUCUGCACCCCCUGCUCUGAACACACGUAGUAGAAAAAGGGGUAUCGCCAAAAGACAUCAACUUUAUUCAUUAUAUCUAAUGAAUUUAACAAAGAAUGAUUCCGCAAUCCUGGAGCAAAUUCUCCUAAAAAUCAAAGGAAUCAUUUCGUUUGUACUUGAUGUUGAAAUGAGAAGAUGCACCAUAAGGAUUUGUUCAAAAAUCACUAUAAACGAAGUUAUAGAAAAGCUGCAUAUUAAAUUGAAUAUGAAGGCAUUUGUUGUUACUAGAAAUGUACAGACAGGAGAAGAGGAAUACAAAGAUAUUAUGAAUAAUACCAUAAACAGAAGUUAUCUUGAGUAUCCUGAAGACGAGACACUUUCUCCAAAAGGCAAAGCUGUCAUAGAAACUGCAAGACUCGUCAAAAAUAGUAACAACAUAAUCGAGUCCGUACUCAAUUUAUGGAAUGAAGCAUUUUAUUGGUAG